This is a messenger RNA of Punica granatum (pomegranate), 1226 nucleotides long. NCBI's taxonomy places the organism in Eukaryota, Viridiplantae, Streptophyta, Magnoliopsida, Myrtales, Lythraceae. The record is from RefSeq and is a predicted model, not a curated record.
CUUGCCACAGAGAGAAUAUAUCACUUUCUCCUCCCUCACUUGGGAGGACGGAAACCCCCCUCUCUCUCUCUCUCUCUGACAAUAAACAUCUGUAAAAUGAAGAGCGCCACCAGCGCGAGGCUUAUACUAUUCCACCCCCACCUCCACAAACAGCUGCCCACCGCGGCCAGCCGCCUUUGGACCCCCCUCCUCUUCUUCUUCUUCACCUUCUCCACCUUGGCCUUCCUCACCCUCACCCUCAUCAACACCGCCAUACCCUCCCUAUCCUCCGCCGCGCCCUCCUCCGCGUCUGCCCUCCCCAUCCCACCAUCCGUACGGGACGCCCUCCUCCACUACGCGGCUGCCGCCAAUGCUACCAGCACCGCCCGAAUGUCCGCGUCCGAGCUGGCUACCCUGUCAGCUGCCAUCAGACGGUGCUCUGCCGGCGUCAGGGCCAGGUGCAACCUCCUCGUCUUCGGCCUCACGCACGAGACCCUCCUCUAUCGUGCCCUCAACUCCAACGGCCGCACGGUUUUCCUGGACGAGAGCGAGUUCUUGAUCUCGAGGAUGGAGCAGCAGCACGAGGGCAUCGAGGCGUACGACGUGCAGUACACCACGAAGGUCAGCGAGCUGCGGGAUCUCCUCUGGUCGGCAAGGGAGGACAGUCGAGGUGACUGCAGGCCCGUUCAGAACCUCCUCUUCUCCGAGUGCCGGCUAGCGUUAAAUGACCUGCCGAACCACAUCUACGAGAUCGACUGGGACGUGAUCGUGAUCGAUGGACCGGCAGGGUACUCCCCCACUUCACCGGGCAGGAUGUCGGCGAUAUUCACAGCUGCAGUCCUCGCCAGGAGCAAGAAGGGCACCGCCGGCGGAACUAGCUCGAAGACGCACAUCUUCGUGCAUGACUUUGACCGGGAAGUGGAGAAGGUGUGCAGCGAGGAGUACUUGUGCAAGGAGAAUCUGGUGGAGACCGUAAAUAGGCUGGGGCAUUUUGUGGUCGAGAGGAUGGGAAGUGAAAGCUCGAAUUCCGGAUUCUGCUCGAAUUCGAGUUCCUUGCCAUCGCCAUUGGUCACGACUUCAUUGUAAUUAUUAUGGGACGGUGAUGAUGAUUUAGGGGCGUCUAAUCUCUGAAUCAUUGCAUCGUAGAAGUUUUUGGCAUAGCUUGAUACUAAUUUUUCUUUUAUUAAAUUAGAAGACAAAAUCAUUAAAUGGUAGCCAUACAAGUGCAUGAAAGUUGCUGAAAGUCA